Toxoplasma gondii ME49 is the source of this 2820-nucleotide messenger RNA. RefSeq lists its product as hypothetical. NCBI's taxonomy places the organism in Eukaryota, Apicomplexa, Conoidasida, Eucoccidiorida, Sarcocystidae. The record is from RefSeq and is a predicted model, not a curated record. Bases 1 to 2820 code for a protein of 939 amino acids. The transcript is spliced from 11 exons.
AUGUGCAUGCAAAUUGUCAUUUCUUUUGAGUCUUCUUUCUGUCGUGUCCGUGAACUACGCGGCUUUGUCAGCACUCGCUGCGCCAGAGUCCGUUUCUGUUCGACCUCCGCGCGUCCGCUGGAGCGCAACUGGAUUCCCUCAAGGGCGAACUGGAAUUUCUCUCCUGCUUCCAAGAUGGCCGCGCGCUUCCCCCCCUUUCGUUCGCUCCACCCGCUUCUCCCUCCUUGCCGGUUCUCGCGCAAAAACUUGACGGACGCCAAGACGACACCGCGAACAGAAGAAGCCUCGUCGUCUUUACAUCUGCCAUCUGCGUCGUUCUCCUUACAGCUCAGCCUCCGUGCUGAAGCAGGCUUCGCAAGCCAGGUACACGAGGCCGAUCGGUCUCCUUUCCUCUCUUCUUCUCCGCGUCCUUUCUUCCGUCGACCAUACUCUGUCCUCUGUUCCUCUCUCGGUCCUGGAAUUCCGAGAGGAGUGCCAGACCUUCUUCGAGCUCCUAGUUUCAGAGAAGAACGGCGGGUCUUCUCUCAAACCUCCAGUUCGGGCGACCCCAACGUUCCUUCAAACAAAAGGGAAACUGCCAAGAAUCCGCCUGCAAGUGGACGCUUCAGACUCCUCCGAGCUGUCGAGAACCUCGUCAGCGCCCGCGCCAAGCGGGGGCCUGUCUCCUCGCCGGAGACACCUGGGGGACCACUAUCGCCUGUGUCUGCUUCGGCGGCGCCAGAGCGCGAAGGCGCAGGCGACACCCCACAGCAGAACGCGGAGGGAGAGAGGGAUCUCGAGGAGACAGAGGCCAAGAGCGAGUCGGAGAAAAUAACAGACGAAGGCUCGCACUGGCUCGCCAGACGGGCAAGGGGCUCGCGACUCGCGACUGGAAGGAGUCUUCUCGCUGGACAGCCGGACGGGUGCUCUGUGCAGGAUCGGCGAGAAGACGGCAGCGAGUCAAAACCUGUGACCGUGGUGUACGCCCAUGCCUCCUCGAUGGAGACCACGCGCCCCGCAUCCUCGGCGUCGCUGUCUCGCUUUCUCAGCAAUCUCCUCCCAAGACUGUUUCUGUUCCCCACUCCGCUUAGCUCCGCCCAGAGGACAGCUGAAAAACCUGUUGCGGAAGGCGCCUCUGUUGGGGCAGAGUCGGCUGCUCGCGAGCCGCUCCUCUCGCCUUCCCAGCGCCAGAGCCUCCCCUUUAACUUCGUCACUGUCGACGUCGCCGCGGAGCCCAGACUCGGCGCCUUCCUCGCCCUCCCUUCUGUCCCCGCGCUCGUUUGCUUCUAUCGAAAGAAACUGUACUCUGUUUUAGCGCCAGGGGCGUCAGAUGUUGCUCUUCUUCGAUUCUUGAAGGAGGCAGCAGAUCUGUCUGAGACGUCCAUUUCUGCCAGUCGGGAGAAGAACGUCUGCUCUCGAGUCUCGCCGGAAAACGUGGCCGAGGCUGUCCAUGGAGCCCGUGUUGCCGCGGCGACGACCGCGGGCGGCAAAGGGUCUCUCGCGGUCGGAAGUGCAGCCUUGGGCUCCAAACGCCUCACGGAGACAGAGGCAAUCGCGCUCGAGGGGGCGUGGGCAGAACGCAAAGAUGUUCAGUGUCUGCUCACUCAGCUGGGAGUUGCGAUGACACGCGAACAGGCUGAAGAGGUCCAGACUCUGAAGAACGAGCUUGUUGCAGAAGACCGCAGUGAAGACGCUGUGUUGACCGGAGGCCGGCGCCUGUUCGCAGAGCUGCAGCUGCAACUCACCGGAGACUCCCCACCCGACAGAGAGGCUCUCAGUACCCUCUUGAGCGAGAUCCUGGGCAGCGCCUUGAGUCUCCCUGAGAGUCUGCAGCCUCCCAAGUUGUCUGAAGUGUCUAGACAGGAGGCGGGACGAAGCGUGUCUUCUGACUCUCGGCCGAGCAGAAAGAAAACAGGAUACGCAGAGCAAUGGGCCUCGCUCUAUCAGAUAGAAGGCUACUGGAAUGAACUUGAAACGUCUCCCGUCUGUGCUCGGCUUCUCGCGAAAGCCACCGUGGCUCUGUUUAACCACGAGCAAGUGAAUCUCCAGGAACUGGAUCUCUGUAUCGACCGCGCGAGUGGAGAAGACGACGAGGAAUGGCCUUCGAUACGCGCCUCUCUGUCGGAAUCUCUGAAAACUGCUCUAAACGCCGACGAACCUGUCAGACCCCUUGACGAGGCCGUGCACUACGCCCAUUUGACAAUGAAAAAUGAGAAAGAUUUUUCGAGCCUCCGACCUUCGUUCUUUUUCCUGGGUUCGACUGCCGUACUCGACUGUCCCCUGAGAACAGCUAGUCGUCUUCGACGCCUGAAGGCUGCUCGGCUCUUCCACGGGGGCGCCUACGAGGAGGCUCUGAAGUUCGCUGUUUUCGCCUACCGCCUCGAGUGUCAAGGGCCAGUGGAGACCCGCAGAGCUGCUGCGCCGGAGCAUGUUCUGGGCAAAUGGCGAGACGAGGAGGCGGCGCUCCUCGCGGUCGACUCAUCCCAUGACAAAGUCGGGGGAAACGGAACAGAGGACCUCUUCGAUCAGAUGGCCUGCGCCCGAGCUGGGUGGCCUGCGAGAACUCUUCUCAUGGCGAUGUACAUGGCUUUAGGAGCGAAACACCCGGCGGUACAGCGCAGUCGCGCAGAGUUGGAAGUCCUGCUUGGUACCGACGGAUUUGUCCCCGUUGUUUUCCCACACACACGCGCGCGAGCUGGUGGAAAACCGAUCAUGAUGCGUGGAAAGAGCGGAAAAUGGCAUUGGCUAGGACCCUACUGGAAGCCUCCAUGGGCGCCGUCAAACAAAGCACGUUGGCCGACUGGACCCGAAGAAUGGGCAUGGUCAGAUCCUACUCGAUGA